GUGGGAGUAAAGAGUAUAAAGUUGGCACCACAAACUGUUAUAAGUCAAAGGCUUAAACCCGGAAAGUUGGGUAAGUUGUACUGUGCGACUUUUGAUUGAAUAAAUCAGUAUAUAUCAGUGGAGUUAAAAUUUAGAAUAUAAAACCGAUAAGAGCGUAAUUAUUUAGAUUUUUCUUUUGAAAGAUAUCGUGUAGAUUCCUUGAUCAGUUUAUUUUUUACAAUUGAAAUCUAAAGAGCAUAAUAAAGAUGCCGUGUAAAAAAAAAACAAUGGAUUCUGAGUUAGACUUUUACUGCGGAAAAUUUCAUUAUUUAGUCUAAGUUAGUCUUGGAUAUGACCCUGUACAGUUUAUUACCAGAUGACCUAUGGAAUUAUGUGUUACUUGCAGUUUGGCUUCCUUAUUUUGACAUAGUUGGAAGAUUAAAGUUAGAAGGAACAUUAUUGUGGAAUAUUAGCGAAGAAGUAACUUUCGAUAAUGAACGGCCCAAAGGAAGUUUACAAUUAAAAUAUUAUUAUUAUUAUUAUUAUUAUUUUGUCUCGUACAAACUACAUGUUUGAACAUAACACAUUUUUUUUUAUUAGUGAAGGGAUGAAGGGUUUAAAAAAAAAUCCAUAGCAUUUUUUUUCCGAAUCAUCCUACAGCUAAUUAAGGAAGCAAAGAGAGAGAAUUAUAAAGAAAUUAUUGAAAACAAAAGAAUGUCUGUUGUCAAGUAUUUUUUUGUCAAAUUCGUUUAAAAAUAAUAAUAAUAAUAUUUUGUCAAAUAUUUUAUGUCGGACACUUAUGUGUUUGACAAUCUCAAAUUUUGUUAAACAGAAUAUUUAUGAUGUCUUGUGUUUAAGAAACAUGAAAAUUUUAAAGCUAAACAAACAGUUCCUUUUGAAUAUUGGCAGUUUAAUGUUAACCCGCAUACUGAUAUAUAGAGGGAGCCCAAGAAGAUUUUUCUUCUAGAUAUUGAGGCUAUUAGUUUCAAUUACUAAAUUAUACAGUAUAUAUGUUUUAAGAUUGGAUAAGAUAGAUGCUCACCUCAUUAAAAAUUAGAUAUAGUUGUUUGUUUCAAAACUGAAAUUCUAAGAUAAAAAUGAAAAAUUUAAUUUACAAUUUAAUUCAACUUCCUGACUACUCAGGAAUACAAAUCAGUGAAGUACAAGUUUGGGCUCCAGAGGUAUAGAAACACAAGAAAGUCUGUUUUUCUUUUUGAUGAAAAGAUAAUUGUGAGGUGUUGCGUGGUAAAAAAAGAAGAAGAAGAGAGUUUAGUAGUUUAAUCUACUUUAGAAUUUACAGUGGAUUAUUAAAACAAAUGAAGAUUCCCCUUAUGCUUUAGGAAAGAUUUUCUUGUAGAGAACCACCUUGACAAUAGACAGUAGAAGUGUAACAUACCAAGAGAAUGAUUUUUCUUGAAAGUAUAAAACAUGCACUAGACUUGAGUACUUCAUCACGCCUAAAAGAAGAAGAAGUCAUAAGGAUCCAACAGUAAAUACAUAAUACUAUGUUUGUGUCAUUAAUUUUUUUUUUUUAAAAAAAAAUAGGCUUACAUAUGAGUCUCAUACGUCAUAACGCUGCUACGAUGAACAGUUUGUGAGAUAGCUAAUAAGUUGGUAUAAUACAAAAAGGGCGUGUUGCAUAAAUAAAGCAAUCUGUUGGAUAGAAUCGAUAAAUGGCGAAUGAGAAAACUCCAUCCUUACCCACACCGUCAAUAAAUUGUGAAGAGGAAACUCUUAAAGAUCACAGGGAAGAAAACAUUUUUCAGAUACUGUAAUGCUAGAAUUUCAGCAAUCAAGGAUUAAUUUUGGAAAGAGUUCUAUUCUUAUAUAUUUUAAAAAAAAAAGUUUGGCUUAUGUAGGCAUACCAAUACCAGUGGAAGGUGAUUUUCAUUUUCAUUUUUAGUAGUAUGUGGGGUAAGUUUUUAUGACACAGUAAAAUUUGACUAUUGUUUUUCCUUUUCAUUUUAAUAAGCAAAAUAGGCAAAGUAAUUAGUAUACAUAUGCAAUCUUGUGAGAUUGUGAUCUUGUGAUGUAGUGUUAGCAGAAAAUAUUAGUGUUUAAACAAGUUUUCUUGUUAAGGUAAAUUAUCAAGAAUUUGUUGUGAUCUUGUGUAGUAGUAGUAUGUCUCCCCAAUAAUAGAAACAUGAUCUGAUUAAUAAUUGCAAGAAAUGUCAGUUUGAAAUUGAAGCAUUAAAGUCACAUGCUCCUGAAGUAAGUAACCUUGUAAAAGAUACAAAGUUAUUGUCGUUGCAUUAAAACCAUGUGAGAGGUCAGAAAAGAAAUAAUGUGAGAUGGCGUUAUCCCGCGUUGUUCUAAGUUUCGAGGACGAAACUUUUAUAAGGUGGGAGGGGUUGUAACACCCCGAGUUUAGCGAUCUAGUUACAUUAAUUUUUUAUUUUAUUUAGUUAGAUGAAUAAGUUUAUUUUAUGAAUAAUGUGAUUUAUUGUUUGAUCAUGUGUUGUUUUGACAGUUAACGUUGACCGGUAAGCUCUAAUAAUUUCAAGUGGAGAAAUAAGUAAUGUUUUAAAGCUUAAUCAGUUUAUUUUUAAAUAGAAGAUACUUUUAAUGUCUUAGAAACAUAUUUUUAAGAGAUGAUUAGAAGCCCAAUUCAGUUAACUAAGCCCAUGUUUGAGAUUGAAAUCCCUAAGAAGUGGUCAUACGUGUUAUUAAAAACCAAGGUCUCGACAUGCGUCUCUAUCCUUCCAUCAGCAGCCGUCUCUUCUCCCCGGAAGAGUUUUCAUUACUUUCAAUUUGCGAUCAAAGUUGUACUUAGUUCUGAAUCAAAUCUAAAACCUGGUAUGUUACAAGUUUCCUUCGGUCACAUACUUUCUUUUUACAUUGCCAGAAUACUUUUGAAAGUAGGUUGUUUAUUUAGGCAGAAAAGUUUCCACCGAAAGCAAUUCUAAAUUUUUUGGUUAAACUGUUCGGUUGUAUUUUUGAGUGGAAUUGGCAUAAUUGAUUUUUUUUUAAAUUAGUACUUGUUUAGAGAACAUGGAGGUUGGUUUAUUUUAGAAGCUGCAUAGGGCUGCUAACUCACAGAAUCAGGUCCUUAGAGCUAAUGUUAUACUUCGUAGUUCAAACUUUGUCUUAACUUUAGAUUUACUUCAAUUCAAUCGUAGACCAGUCUGAUAACUGCUGCUAUUUUUCGAUUUUAAGAUUUCUUUACAGGUUUGAAGGCAUAAUUGUCUGAAAAGUGAUUUGUUUGAAACCUAAGCUUGAGUUUUUUUUAUCUUCAGGGGGGCUAGUUUCAUUUAUUUUAAUUUUGGGGAUUUUUGAUUGACGAGUUAAUAAGUUGAUGCAUAGAGAUUUUAAAAUAGAAGAAUUCCAUUUUUUUUCAUGUAUUCAAAAUGUAUAAUCGAUUGGUGCUUAGCUAGAUUUCUUUAGUGGAUGACCUGAAUAUCAGUUUAGUUUUAGGUAAUAAUUUGUGUUUUGUUAGAAAGAACAAAAAAAAAAAACAAGACCCGGACAGUUCAUAUUUUCCUCAAACAACUAACUUGGGUAGUAGCAAAAGAUCACUAAAUUGGUCAUUUGGUCUGCACUUUUAAGCUUUGGUUAUAGUAUAAUGAGUUUUUAUUGUAAUAUUAUACUCAAUUAAAGAUUUAAGAGAAGAGCUUACCGGGGAGACGUUAUCAAGGUGCCACACUUAUCUGAGUAUUUUGAGUUCAGCUGCUAACAGGUAAGUUCACUACCACCUGUACAUGUUUGUUCAACCAAAUGAAAGAAAGAAGUCUGGUUGAUUUUUAAUAGAUAAUUUUAGACUAUUUGCUAUUAUGUGAACUAUGUGAAUUAUGUGAUGAGUUAUUUUAUUGCUAGAUUAAGUUAUGUUUAUUAUCUGGCAUAGUCAAGAUUUGUUAGUACUUUCGUUUCCAGAUUUAAUGAUGUUUAGUCAAACGUCACCAUAAAAAGAACUAAUACUUAAAGUGAAAGAUUAAGUGAUAUGUACUCGGGAAUUAGAUCCCUCAGAUUAGCAGUUUUAGUUUUAGAUAGUCCGAUAUGUUUAGUGGGUCGCUUCCCUGAGCUGUCAGAUUGGCGCCAUUGAGUACAUAUCACGGGCCCACAGUUAAAAUUAGCCACAAAGAGUUUUACAGAAAGUUUAAUGAGAUCUCUUUCAGAAAGUUUUACAGAAAGUUUAAUGAGAUCUCUUUCAGAAAGUCUUACAGAAAGUUGUUUUUGAGAUCUCCUUCAGAAAGUUUACAGAGAUGUUUUUAGAAAGAAAUUUUGAGAUCUCUCCAGCAGUUUUGAGAAAUUAUUUUAGAAAAUAUUUUCUUUUGAGAUCUCCCUCAAAAUGAAUUUGAGAAGAUAUGUGUUAUUGUGUUAGUUACUUGUUCAGUGCAUGCUUAUAGCCUAAUUUUAUCUAUUGAUAAAUUAGCAUAGACUUCUCAUAUAUUUUUGUGGAUCCAUAGUGACUUACUAAGCGUAAAGCUUAUCAGUUUUCUUUCUUCGCAUGUACAGAUACUAAGGGUAAGGCCAAGGCCUAGGAAGAUGACGAGGGAGUGGAACGCGUGCCAAGAUGAGUUAACGGGAACGACCUUGGUGGCUUCUAGCUAGAUAAUAUUUGGUUUCAGUAUUUCAGUGUUAUAAUAAAGUGACUUAUAUUACUUUAUCUUUUUUAUUUGAGGAUUUGAAGUUUUAGCAAAUUCCUGGAUCCAGGUGGUUAUCACAUGUGCUGGUGAUAACUAUAUUUUAUUGAGUUUUUAUCAAGAGUUAUACUUUAAUUAUAUUUGAGAUUUUAUCAGGGUUAUUUUCUUAAAUAGACGGCCGUUAAUUGCAGCUAUUUUUUUUAAAAGUAGUAAGUUAGUGUAACGAUUCCUUUAACCCUGAGAGGGGCGUUACAAAUUUGGUAUCAGAGCCCAGGUUGUCCCGUAACUUCAUCUGUCACCGUACACGUGCUCGUCAUCUUCCAAGUAAGUACUUAUUUAUGUAAAGAGUCAUCUAGGCCAUAAUAUAUUUGGGUGUUGUUGGUAUUAGUUAGAUAGAAAAGUCAAGUAAGAGUAAUGUAUACUCAACUCGUAAAACCAUUAUGUCAUUACAAGUUAUCCAGAUUAAAAUUUUAUUCGAGUGCCUAAACUCUUAAGUUAGAUCUUCUAUUUCAUAUAGGAAGUAUUUAGGGUGGUUAUUUAAAACACCAUAGUCGUAGACUACUGGUCAUAUAUGUCUCGUGGUUAAGUAUUUACAGUCUUACCAUUCAGAUCUUGUUGAUCUUUCAUAAUAGACAUUUUGAAUACACCCCGUCUACUCAAGAUUUAAAUUAGAUUAAAAAAAAAGUUUUAGAAUUGGUCUAAUAUUUCAUGUUUUAUUACUCGAUUCCCAUCAGUUAUUUUUAUUUAUUAGCACACAUAUAUCAAAUAAAAUGUCAGUUUGGUAGGACCACACCGACCCGGUGCUUACAACGAAAGAAUAUUUCCCACAAGCACGUGAGUCAUUGUAUUAUAGUUAUUGCAUUUAUCUAUUUAUAAAUUAAAACUAUUUUAAAAAUGCUCAUGAUAUUAGCUCUAUCUUAUUAUUUGCCAAAAAAAAUAGUGUAGUUAUAAGUUAGAGCUUAUUUUUUUAAUGUAAAAUGUUGAAGCUUCACUUUAGAUUUCAAAAGCUCUUAAAUAGUGGAUUCAAAUGUUUUAUCAACAAUAUCAUAAGCUGCAUGAUUUUUUUUAAGUGUUGAGUGUCGGUGUUUCAUGUUUGGUAUCUUAAAUUGCUGGGAGGGCCCCUCAGCGAUUUGAUGAUUCCAACAGGAGAUAUCGGUGAUCGGACACUACUUUAAAAUGAUCAAUGGUCAGAUUAUACAUUUCUUUACGUUGUAAAUGCUUAUUUCAAAAUAAGUUUUAAAGUGUGUUGAUUAAUCAUUUAAUGCGUUUAGUGAUUAAUGAUUGAUCACAUGGCAGUGAUUUUUUUUUACCAAAAUUCAAAUAAGUAAUUUUUUUAGUGAUAUAUUAGUAUUGUAUUUAGUUAUUUCCUCAAAAGUAUGUUUCAGAAGAAAUUUAGAGUUUUAAAAUAUCUCAAAGAAAUUUUCAGAGUAUUCUCAGCUUUUGGCACUGAGAUUUAAAAAAAUGUUGUACAUUCUUUUUACAAAGGUUGCCCUCACAUUUUUCCCCCAUUGGUUACCAAAAGGAUAUUGAGUCUCACCACUUAAAUUUCUUUAGAAUGAUCUGCCAUUAAAGUCUAUAUAUGUGAUUCAAGUCUUUAAUAGUAUCUGGUCCGUAGAAGUUAGAUUACAAGAGCUGAGUGGAAGGAUUAGAUUAAACUAGUUUCUGGUAGAUCAUGUGAGUCUUGGAACCUCCUCGUGCACACUACGAUAUAGGGAUUUGUGAAGUGUGUUUCAAUACGAUGUGACCUAGAGUACGAAGAUUUUGAUAGAAUAAAGAAUAUGGUAGUAUGGUACUAUCAAGCUCUCGUAGAACCAUUAUGUAUGAGUAAUGGUAAAGUGUAUCCCAACGAGCUUGUGUGGGGAACUAGUAUGCUCUAUGAGUAAUAGAAUAAUUGGUGGGAGUAAAGAGUAUAAAGUUGGCACCACAAACUGUUAUAAGUCAAAGGCUUAAACCCGGAAAGUUGGGUAAGUUGUACUGUGCGACUUUUGAUUGAAUAAAUCAGUAUAUAUCAGUGGAGUUAAAAUUUAGAAUAUAAAACCGAUAAGAGCGUAAUUAUUUAGAUUUUUCUUUUGAAAGAUAUCGUGUAGAUUCCUUGAUUAGUUUAUUUUUUACAAUUGAAAUCUAAAGAGCAUAAUAAAGAUGCCGUGUAAAAAAAAACAAUGGAUUCUGAGUUAGACUUUUACUGCGGAAAAUUUCAUUAUUUAGUCUAAGUUAGUCUUGGAUAUGACCCUGUACAGUUUAUUACCAGAUGACCUAUGGAAUUAUGUGUUACUUGCAGUUUGGCUUCCUUAUUUUGACAUAGUUGGAAGAUUAAAGUUAGAAGGAACAUUAUUGUGGAAUAUUAGCGAAGAAGUAACUUUCGAUAAUGAACGGCCCAAAGGAAGUUUACAAUUAAAAUAUUAUUAUUAUUAUUAUUAUUAUUUUGUCUCGUACAGACUACAUGUUUGAACAUAACAUAUUUUUUUUAUUAGUGAAGGGAUGAAGGGUUUAAAAAAAAAAUCCAUAGCAUUUUUUUUCCGAAUCAUCCUACAGCUAAUUAAGGAAGCAAAGAGAGAGAAUUAUAAAGAAAUUAUUGAAAACAAAAGAAUGUCUGUUGUCAAGUAUUUUUUUGUCAAAUUCGUUUAAAAAUAAUAAUAAUAAUAUUUUGUCAAAUAUUUUAUGUCGGACACUUAUGUGUUUGACAAUCUCAAAUUUUGUUAAACAGAAUAUUUAUGAUGUCUUGUGUUUAAGAAACAUGAAAAUUUUAAAGCUAAACAAACAGUUCCUUUUGAAUAUUGGCAGUUUAAUGUUAACCCGCAUACUGAUAUAUAGAGGGAGCCCAAGAAGAUUUUUCUUCUAGAUAUUGAGGCUAUUAGUUUCAAUUACUAAAUUAUACAGUAUAUAUGUUUUAAGAUUGGAUAAGAUAGAUGCUCACCUCAUUAAAAAUUAGAUAUAGUUGUUUGUUUCAAAACUGAAAUUCUAAGAUAAAAAUGAAAAAUUUAAUUUACAAUUUAAUUCAACUUCCUGACUACUCAGGAAUACAAAUCAGUGAAGUACAAGUUUGGGCUCCAGAGGUAUAGAAACACAAGAAAGUCUGUUUUUCUUUUUGAUGAAAAGAUAAUUGUGAGGUGUUGCGUGGUAAAAAAAGAAGAAGAAGAGAGUUUAGUAGUUUAAUCUACUUUAGAAUUUACAGUGGAUUAUUAAAACAAAUGAAGAUUCCCCUUAUGCUUUAGGAAAGAUUUUCUUGUAGAGAACCACCUUGACAAUAGACAGUAGAAGUGUAACAUACCAAGAGAAUGAUUUUUCUUGAAAGUAUAAAACAUGCACUAGACUUGAGUACUUCAUCACGCCUAAAAGAAGAAGAAGUCAUAAGGAUCCAACAGUAAAUACAUAAUACUAUGUUUGUGUCAUUAAUUUUUUUUUUUUUAAAAAAUAGGCUUACAUAUGAGUCUCAUACGUCAUAACGCUGCUACGAUGAACAGUUUGUGAGAUAGCUAAUAAGUUGGUAUAAUACAAAAAGGGCGUGUUGCAUAAAUAAAGCAAUCUGUUGGAUAGAAUCGAUAAAUGGCGAAUGAGAAAACUCCAUCCUUACCCACACCGUCAAUAAAUUGUGAAGAGGAAACUCUUAAAGAUCACAGGGAAGAAAACAUUUUUCAGAUACUGUAAUGCUAGAAUUUCAGCAAUCAAGGAUUAAUUUUGGAAAGAGUUCUAUUCUUAUAUAUUUUUAAAAAAAAAAGUUUGGCUUAUGUAGGCAUACCAAUACCAGUGGAAGGUGAUUUUCAUUUUCAUUUUUAGUAGUAUGUGGGGUAAGUUUUUAUGACACAGUAAAAUUUGACUAUUGUUUUUCCUUUUCAUUUUAAUAAGCAAAAUAGGCAAAGUAAUUAGUAUACAUAUGCAAUCUUGUGAGAUUGUGAUCUUGUGAUGUAGUGUUAGCAGAAAAUAUUAGUGUUUAAACAAGUUUUCUUGUUGAGGUAAAUUAUCAAGAAUUUGUUGUGAUCUUGUGUAGUAGUAGUAUGUCUCCCCAAUAAUAGAAACAUGAUCUGAUUAAUAAUUGCAAGAAAUGUCAGUUUGAAAUUGAAGCAUUAAAGUCACAUGCUCCUGAAGUAAGUAACCUUGUAAAAGAUACAAAGUUAUUGUCGUUGCAUUAAAACCAUGUGAGAGGUCAGAAAAGAAAUAAUGUGAGAUGGCGUUAUCCCGCGUUGUUCUAAGUUUCGAGGACGAAACUUUUAUAAGGUGGGAGGGGUUGUAACACCCCGAGUUUAGCGAUCUAGUUACAUUAAUUUUUUAUUUUAUUUAGUUAGAUGAAUAAGUUUAUUUUAUGAAUAAUGUGAUUUAUUGUUUGAUCAUGUGUUGUUUUGGCAGUUAACGUUGACCGGUAAGCUCUAAUAAUUUCAAGUGGAGAAAUAAGUAAUGUUUUAAAGCUUAAUCAGUUUAUUUUUAAAUAGAAGAUACUUUUAAUGUCUUAGAAACAUAUUUUUAAGAGAUGAUUAGAAGCCCAAUUCAGUUAACUAAGCCCAUGUUUGAGAUUGAAAUCCCUAAGAAGUGGUCAUACGUGUUAUUAAAAACCAAGGUCUCGACAUGCGUCUCUAUCCUUCCAUCAGCAGCCGUCUCUUCUCCCCGGAAGAGUUUUCAUUACUUUCAAUUUGCGAUCAAAGUUGUACUUAGUUCUGAAUCAAAUCUAAAACCUGGUAUGUUACAAGUUUCCUUCGGUCACAUACUUUCUUUUUACAUUGCCAGAAUACUUUUGAAAGUAGGUUGUUUAUUUAGGCAGAAAAGUUUCCACCGAAAGCAAUUCUAAAUUUUUUGGUUAAACUGUUCGGUUGUAUUUUUGAGUGGAAUUGGCAUAAUUGAUUUUUUUUUAAAUUAGUACUUGUUUAGAGAACAUGGAGGUUGGUUUAUUUUAGAAGCUGCAUAGGGCUGCUAACUCACAGAAUCAGGUCCUUAGAGCUAAUGUUAUACUUCGUAGUUCAAACUUUGUCUUAACUUUAGAUUUACUUCAAUUCAAUCGUAGACCAGUCUGAUAACUGCUGCUAUUUUUCGAUUUUAAGAUUUCUUUACAGGUUUGAAGGCAUAAUUGUCUGAAAAGUGAUUUGUUUGAAACCUAAGCUUGAGUUUUUUUUAUCUUCAGGGGGGCUAGUUUCAUUUAUUUUAAUUUUGGGGAUUUUUGAUUGACGAGUUAAUAAGUUGAUGCAUAGAGAUUUUAAAAUAGAAGAAUUCCAUUUUUUUUUCAUGUAUUCAAAAUGUAUAAUCGAUUGGUGCUUAGCUAGAUUUCUUUAGUGGAUGACCUGAAUAUCAGUUUAGUUUUAGGUAAUAAUUUGUGUUUUGUUAGAAAGAAAAAAAAAAAAAACAAGACCCGGACAGUUCAUAUUUUCCUCAAACAACUAACUUGGGUAGUAGCAAAAGAUCACUAAAUUGGUCAUUUGGUCUGCACUUUUAAGCUUUGGUUAUAGUAUAAUGAGUUUUUAUUGUAAUAUUAUACUCAAUUAAAGAUUUAAGAGAAGAGCUUACCGGGGAGACGUUAUCAAGGUGCCACACUUAUCUGAGUAUUUUGAGUUCAGCUGCUAACAGGUAAGUUCACUACCACCUGUACAUGUUUGUUCAACCAAAUGAAAGAAAGAAGUCUGGUUGAUUUUUAAUAGAUAAUUUUAGACUAUUUGCUAUUAUGUGAACUAUGUGAAUUAUGUGAUGAGUUAUUUUAUUGCUAGAUUAAGUUAUGUUUAUUAUCUGGCAUAGUCAAGAUUUGUUAGUACUUUCGUUUCCAGAUUUAAUGAUGUUUAGUCAAACGUCACCAUAAAAAGAACUAAUACUUAAAGUGAAAGAUUAAGUGAUAUGUACUCGGGAAUUAGAUCCCUCAGAUUAGCAGUUUUAGUUUUAGAUAGUCCGAUAUGUUUAGUGGGUCGCUCCCCUGAGCUGUCAGAUUGGCGCCAUUGAGUACAUAUCACGGGCCCACAGUUAAAAUUAGCCACAAAGAGUUUUACAGAAAGUUUAAUGAGAUCUCUUUCAGAAAGUUUUACAGAAAGUUUAAUGAGAUCUCUUUCAGAAAGUCUUACAGAAAGUUGUUUUUGAGAUCUCCUUCAGAAAGUUUACAGAGAUGUUUUUAGAAAGAAAUUUUGAGAUCUCUCCAGCAGUUUUGAGAAAUUAUUUUAGAAAAUAUUUCCUUUUGAGAUCUCCCUCAAAAUGAAUUUGAGAAGAUAUGUGUUAUUGUGUUAGUUACUUGUUCAGUGCAUGCUUAUAGCCUAAUUUUAUCUAUUGAUAAAUUAGCAUAGACUUCUCAUAUAUUUUUGUGGAUCCAUAGUGACUUACUAAGCGUAAAGCUUAUCAGUUUUCUUUCUUCGCAUGUACAGAUACUAAGGGUAAGGCCAAGGCCUAGGAAGAUGACGAGGGAGUGGAACGCGUGCCAAGAUGAGUUAACGGGAACGACCUUGGUGGCUUCUAGCUAGAUAAUAUUUGGUUUCAGUAUUUCAGUGUUAUAAUAAAGUGACUUAUAUUACUUUAUCUUUUUUAUUUGAGGAUUUGAAGUUUUAGCAAAUUCCUGGAUCCAGGUGGUUAUCACAUGUGCUGGUGAUAACUAUAUUUUAUUGAGUUUUUAUCAAGAGUUAUACUUUAAUUAUAUUUGAGAUUUUAUCAGGGUUAUUUUCUUAAAUAGACGGCCGUUAAUUGCAGCUAUUUUUUUUAAAAGUAGUAAGUUAGUGUAACGAUUCCUUUAACCCUGAGAGGGGCGUUACAAAUUUGGUAUCAGAGCCCAGGUUGUCCCGUAACUUCAUCUGUCACCGUACACGUGCUCGUCAUCUUCCAAGUAAGUACUUAUUUAUGUAAAGAGUCAUCUAGGCCAUAAUAUAUUUGGGUGUUGUUGGUAUUAGUUAGAUAGAAAAGUCAAGUAAGAGUAAUGUAUACUCAACUCGUAAAACCAUUAUGUCAUUACAAGUUAUCCAGAUUAAAAUUUUAUUCGAGUGCCUAAACUCUUAAGUUAGAUCUUCUAUUUCAUAUAGGAAGUAUUUAGGGUGGUUAUUUAAAACACCAUAGUUGUAGACUACUGGUCAUAUAUGUCUCGUGGUUAAGUAUUUACAGUCUUACCAUUCAGAUCUUGUUGAUCUUUCAUAAUAGACAUUUUGAAUACACCCCGUCUACUCAAGAUUUAAAUUAGAUUAAAAAAAAAGUUUUAGAAUUGGUCUAAUAUUUCAUGUUUUAUUACUCGAUUCCCAUCAGUUAUUUUUAUUUAUUAGCACACAUAUAUCAAAUAAAAUGUCAGUUUGGUAGGACCACACCGACCCGGUGCUUACAACGAAAGAAUAUUUCCCACAAGCACGUGAGUCAUUGUAUUAUAGUUAUUGCAUUUAUCUAUUUAUAAAUUAAAACUAUUUUAAAAAUGCUCAUGAUAUUAGCUCUAUCUUAUUAUUUGCCAAAAAAAAAUAGUGUAGUUAUAAGUUAGAGCUUAUUUUUUUAAUGUAAAAUGUUGAAGCUUCACUUUAGAUUUCAAAAGCUCUUAAAUAGUGGAUUCAAAUGUUUUAUCAACAAUAUCAUAAGCUGCAUGAUUUUUUUUAAGUGUUGAGUGUCGGUGUUUCAUGUUUGGUAUCUUAAAUUGCUGGGAGGGCCCCUCAGCGAUUUGAUGAUUCCAACAGGAGAUAUCGGUGAUCGGACACUACUUUAAAAUGAUCAAUGGUCAGAUUAUACAUUUCUUUACGUUGUAAAUGCUUAUUUCAAAAUAAGUUUUAAAGUGUGUUGAUUAAUCAUUUAAUGCGUUUAGUGAUUAAUGAUUGAUCACAUGGCAGUGAUUUUUUUUUACCAAAAUUCAAAUAAGUAAUUUUUUUAGUGAUAUAUUAGUAUAGUAUUUAGUUAUUUCCUCAAAAGUAUGUUUCAGAAGAAAUUUAGAGUUUUAAAAUAUCUCAAAGAAAUUUUCAGAGUAUUCUCAGCUUUUGGCACUGAGAUUUAAAAAAAUGUUGUACAUUCUUUUUACAAAGGUUGCCCUCACAUUUUUUCCCCCAUUGGUUACCAAAAGGAUAUUGAGUCUCACCACUUAAAUUUCUUUAGAAUGAUCUGCCAUUAAAGUCUAUAUAUGUGAUUCAAGUCUUUAAUAGUAUCUGGUCCGUAGAAGUUAGAUUACAAGAGCUGAGUGGAAGGAUUAGAUUAAACUAGUUUCUGGUAGAUCAUGUGAGUCUUGGAACCUCCUCGUGCACACUACGAUAUAGGGAUUUGUGAAGUGUGUUUCAAUACGAUGUGACCUAGAGUACGAAGAUUUUGAUAGAAUAAAGAAUAUGGUAGUAUGGUACUAUCAAGCUCUCGUAGAACCAUUAUGUAUGAGUAAUGGUAAAGUGUAUCCCAACGAGCUUGUGUGGGGAACUAGUAUGCUCUAUGAGUAAUAGAAUAAUUGGUGGGAGUAAAGAGUAUAAAGUUGGCACCACAAACUGUUAUAAGUCAAAGGCUUAAACCCGGAAAGUUGGGUAAGUUGUACUGUGCGACUUUUGAUUGAAUAAAUCAGUAUAUAUCAGUGGAGUUAAAAUUUAGAAUAUAAAACCGAUAAGAGCGUAAUUAUUUAGAUUUUUCUUUUGAAAGAUAUCGUGUAGAUUCCUUGAUCAGUUUAUUUUUUACAAUUGAAAUCUAAAGAGCAUAAUAAAGAUGCCGUGUAAAAAAAACAAUGGAUUCUGAGUUAGACUUUUACUGCGGAAAAUUUCAUUAUUUAGUCUAAGUUAGUCUUGGAUAUGACCCUGUACAGUUUAUUACCAGAUGACCUAUGGAAUUAUGUGUUACUUGCAGUUUGGCUUCCUUAUUUUGACAUAGUUGGAAGAUUAAAGUUAGAAGGAACAUUAUUGUGGAAUAUUAGCGAAGAAGUAACUUUCGAUAAUGAACGGCCCAAAGGAAGUUUACAAUUAAAAUAUUAUUAUUAUUAUUAUUAUUAUUAUUAUUAUUAUUAUUAUUUUGUCUCGUACAGACUACAUGUUUGAACAUAACACAUUUUUUUUUAUUAGUGAAGGGAUGAAGGGUUUAAAAAAAAAUCCAUAGCAUUUUUUUUCCGAAUCAUCCUACAGCUAAUUAAGGAAGCAAAGAGAGAGAAUUAUAAAGAAAUUAUUGAAAACAAAAGAAUGUCUGUUGUCAAGUAUUUUUUUGUCAAAUUCGUUUAAAAAUAAUAAUAAUGAUAUUUUGUCAAAUAUUUUAUGUCGGACACUUAUGUGUUUGACAAUCUCAAAUUUUGUUAAACAGAAUAUUUAUGAUGUCUUGUGUUUAAGAAACAUGAAAAUUUUAAAGCUAAACAAACAGUUCCUUUUGAAUAUUGGCAGUUUAAUGUUAACCCGCAUACUGAUAUAUAGAGGGAGCCCAAGAAGAUUUUUCUUCUAGAUAUUGAGGCUAUUAGUUUCAAUUACUAAAUUAUACAGUAUAUAUGUUUUAAGAUUGGAUAAGAUAGAUGCUCACCUCAUUAAAAAUUAGAUAUAGUUGUUUGUUUCAAAACUGAAAUUCUAAGAUAAAAAUGAAAAUUUUAAUUUACAAUUUAAUUCAACUUCCUGACUACUCAGGAAUACAAAUCAGUGAAGUACAAGUUUGGGCUCCAGAGGUAUAGAAACACAAGAAAGUCUGUUUUUCUUUUUGAUGAAAAGAUAAUUGUGAGGUGUUGCGUGGUAAAAAAAGAAGAAGAAGAAGAGAGUUUAGUAGUUUAAUCUACUUUAGAAUUUACAGUGGAUUAUUAAAACAAAUGAAGAUUCCCCUUAUGCUUUAGGAAAGAUUUUCUUGUAGAGAACCACCUUGACAAUAGACAGUAGAAGUGUAACAUACCAAGAGAAUGAUUUUUCUUGAAAGUAUAAAACAUGCACUAGACUUGAGUACUUCAUCACGCCUAAAAGAAGAAGAAGUCAUAAGGAUCCAACAGUAAAUACAUAAUACUAUGUUUGUGUCAUUAAUUUUUUUUUUUAAAAAAAAAAUAGGCUUACAUAUGAGUCUCAUACGUCAUAACGCUGCUACGAUGAACAGUUUGUGAGAUAGCUAAUAAGUUGGUAUAAUACAAAAAGGGCGUGUUGCAUAAAUAAAGCAAUCUGUUGGAUAGAAUCGAUAAAUGGCGAAUGAGAAAACUCCAUCCUUACCCACACCGUCAAUAAAUUGUGAAGAGGAAACUCUUAAAGAUCACAGGGAAGAAAACAUUUUUCAGAUACUGUAAUGCUAGAAUUUCAGCAAUCAAGGAUUAAUUUUGGAAAGAGUUCUAUUCUUAUAUAUUUUUAAAAAAAAAAAGUUUGGCUUAUGUAGGCAUACCAAUACCAGUGGAAGGUGAUUUUCAUUUUCAUUUUUAGUAGUAUGUGGGGUAAGUUUUUAUGACACAGUAAAAUUUGACUAUUGUUUUUCCUUUUCAUUUUAAUAAGCAAAAUAGGCAAAGUAAUUAGUAUACAUAUGCAAUCUUGUGAGAUUGUGAUCUUGUGAUGUAGUGUUAGCAGAAAAUAUUAGUGUUUAAACAAGUUUUCUUGUUGAGGUAAAUUAUCAAGAAUUUGUUGUGAUCUUGUGUAGUAGUAGUAUGUCUCCCCAAUAAUAGAAACAUGAUCUGAUUAAUAAUUGCAAGAAAUGUCAGUUUGAAAUUGAAGCAUUAAAGUCACAUGCUCCUGAAGUAAGUAACCUUGUAAAAGAUACAAAGUUAUUGUCGUUGCAUUAAAACCAUGUGAGAGGUCAGAAAAGAAAUAAUGUGAGAUGGCGUUAUCCCGCGUUGUUCUAAGUUUCGAGGACGAAACUUUUAUAAGGUGGGAGGGGUUGUAACACCCUGAGUUUAGCGAUCUAGUUACAUUAAUUUUUUAUUUUAUUUAGUUAGAUGAAUAAGUUUAUUUUAUGAAUAAUGUGAUUUAUUGUUUGAUCAUGUGUUGUUUUGGCAGUUAACGUUGACCGGUAAGCUCUAAUAAUUUCAAGUGGAGAAAUAAGUAAUGUUUUAAAGCUUAAUCAGUUUAUUUUUAAAUAGAAGAUACUUUUAAUGUCUUAGAAACAUAUUUUUAAGAGAUGAUUAGAAGCCCAAUUCAGUUAACUAAGCCCAUGUUUGAGAUUGAAAUCCCUAAGAAGUGGUCAUACGUGUUAUUAAAAACCAAGGUCUCGACAUGCGUCUCUAUCCUUCCAUCAGCAGCCGUCUCUUCUCCCCGGAAGAGUUUUCAUUACUUUCAAUUUGCGAUCAAAGUUGUACUUAGUUCUGAAUCAAAUCUAAAACCUGGUAUGUUACAAGUUUCCUUCGGUCACAUACUUUCUUUUUACAUUGCCAGAAUACUUUUGAAAGUAGGUUGUUUAUUUAGGCAGAAAAGUUUCCACCGAAAGCAAUUCUAAAUUUUUUGGUUAAACUGUUCGGUUGUAUUUUUGAGUGGAAUUGGCAUAAUUGAUUUUUUUUUAAAUUAGUACUUGUUUAGAGAACAUGGAGGUUGGUUUAUUUUAGAAGCUGCAUAGGGCUGCUAACUCACAGAAUCAGGUCCUUAGAGCUAAUGUUAUACUUCGUAGUUCAAACUUUGUCUUAACUUUAGAUUUACUUCAAUUCAAUCGUAGACCAGUCUGAUAACUGCUGCUAUUUUUCGAUUUUAAGAUUUCUUUACAGGUUUGAAGGCAUAAUUGUCUGAAAAGUGAUUUGUUUGAAACCUAAGCUUGAGUUUUUUUUAUCUUCAGGGGGGCUAGUUUCAUUUAUUUUAAUUUUGGGGAUUUUUGAUUGACGAGUUAAUAAGUUGAUGCAUAGAGAUUUUAAAAUAGAAGAAUUCCAUUUUUUUUCAUGUAUUCAAAAUGUAUAAUCGAUUGGUGCUUAGCUAGAUUUCUUUAGUGGAUGACCUGAAUAUCAGUUUAGUUUUAGGUAAUAAUUUGUGUUUUGUUAGAAAGAAAAAAAAAACAAGACCCGGACAGUUCAUAUUUUCCUCAAACAACUAACUUGGGUAGUAGCAAAAGAUCACUAAAUUGGUCAUUUGGUCUGCACUUUUAAGCUUUGGUUAUAGUAUAAUGAGUUUUUAUUGUAAUAUUAUACUCAAUUAAAGAUUUAAGAGAAGAGCUUACCGGGGAGACGUUAUCAAGGUGCCACACUUAUCUGAGUAUUUUGAGUUCAGCUGCUAACAGGUAAGUUCACUACCACCUGUACAUGUUUGUUCAACCAAAUGAAAGAAAGAAGUCUGGUUGAUUUUUAAUAGAUAAUUUUAGACUAUUUGCUAUUAUGUGAACUAUGUGAAUUAUGUGAUGAGUUAUUUUAUUGCUAGAUUAAGUUAUGUUUAUUAUCUGGCAUAGUCAAGAUUUGUUAGUACUUUCGUUUCCAGAUUUAAUGAUGUUUAGUCAAACGUCACCAUAAAAAGAACUAAUACUUAAAGUGAAAGAUUAAGUGAUAUGUACUCGGGAAUUAGAUCCCUCAGAUUAGCAGUUUUAGUUUUAGAUAGUCCGAUAUGUUUAGUGGGUCGCUCCCCUGAGCUGUCAGAUUGGCGCCAUUGAGUACAUAUCACGGGCCCACAGUUAAAAUUAGCCACAAAGAGUUUUACAGAAAGUUUAAUGAGAUCUCUUUCAGAAAGUUUUACAGAAAGUUUAAUGAGAUCUCUUUCAGAAAGUCUUACAGAAAGUUGUUUUUGAGAUCUCCUUCAGAAAGUUUACAGAGAUGUUUUUAGAAAGAAAUUUUGAGAUCUCUCCAGCAGUUUUGAGAAAUUAUUUUAGAAAAUAUUUCCUUUUGAGAUCUCCCUCAAAAUGAAUUUGAGAAGAUAUGUGUUAUUGUGUUAGUUACUUGUUCAGUGCAUGCUUAUAGCCUAAUUUUAUCUAUUGAUAAAUUAGCAUAGACUUCUGAUAUAUUUUUGUGGAUCCAUAGUGACUUACUAAGCGUAAAGCUUAUCAGUUUUCUUUCUUCGCAUGUACAGAUACUAAGGGUAAGGCCAAGGCCUAGGAAGAUGACGAGGGAGUGGAACGCGUGCCAAGAUGAGUUAACGGGAACGACCUUGGUGGCUUCUAGCUAGAUAAUAUUUGGUUUCAGUAUUUCAGUGUUAUAAUAAAGUGACUUAUAUUACUUUAUCUUUUUUAUUUGAGGAUUUGAAGUUUUAGCAAAUUCCUGGAUCCAGGUGGUUAUCACAUGUGCUGGUGAUAACUAUAUUUUAUUGAGUUUUUAUCAAGAGUUAUACUUUAAUUAUAUUUGAGAUUUUAUCAGGGUUAUUUUCUUAAAUAGACGGCCGUUAAUUGCAGCUAUUUUUUUUAAAAGUAGUAAGUUAGUGUAACGAUUCCUUUAACCCUGAGAGGGGCGUUACAAAUUUGGUAUCAGAGCCCAGGUUGUCCCGUAACUUCAUCUGUCACCGUACACGUGCUCGUCAUCUUCCAAGUAAGUACUUAUUUAUGUAAAGAGUCAUCUAGGCCAUAAUAUAUUUGGGUGUUGUUGGUAUUAGUUAGAUAGAAAAGUCAAGUAAGAGUAAUGUAUACUCAACUCGUAAAACCAUUAUGUCAUUACAAGUUAUCCAGAUUAAAAUUUUAUUCGAGUGCCUAAACUCUUAAGUUAGAUCUUCUAUUUCAUAUAGGAAGUAUUUAGGGUGGUUAUUUAAAACACCAUAGUUGUAGACUACUGGUCAUAUAUGUCUCGUGGUUAAGUAUUUACAGUCUUACCAUUCAGAUCUUGUUGAUCUUUCAUAAUAGACAUUUUGAAUACACCCCGUCUACUCAAGAUUUAAAUUAGAUUAAAAAAAAAGUUUUAGAAUUGGUCUAAUAUUUCAUGUUUUAUUACUCGAUUCCCAUCAGUUAUUUUUAUUUAUUAGCACACAUAUAUCAAAUAAAAUGUCAGUUUGGUAGGACCACACCGACCCGGUGCUUACAACGAAAGAAUAUUUCCCACAAGCACGUGAGUCAUUGUAUUAUAGUUAUUGCAUUUAUCUAUUUAUAAAUUAAAACUAUUUUAAAAAUGCUCAUGAUAUUAGCUCUAUCUUAUUAUUUGCCAAAAAAAAAAUAGUGUAGUUAUAAGUUAGAGCUUAUUUUUUUAAUGUAAAAUGUUGAAGCUUCACUUUAGAUUUCAAAAGCUCUUAAAUAGUGGAUUCAAAUGUUUUAUCAACAAUAUCAUAAGCUGCAUGAUUUUUUUUUAAGUGUUGAGUGUCGGUGUUUCAUGUUUGGUAUCUUAAAUUGCUGGGAGGGCCCCUCAGCGAUUUGAUGAUUCCAACAGGAGAUAUCGGUGAUCGGACACUACUUUAAAAUGAUCAAUGGUCAGAUUAUACAUUUCUUUACGUUGUAAAUGCUUAUUUCAAAAUAAGUUUUAAAGUGUGUUGAUUAAUCAUUUAAUGCGUUUAGUGAUUAAUGAUUGAUCACAUGGCAGUGAUUUUUUUUUACCAAAAUUCAAAUAAGUAAUUUUUUUAGUGAUAUAUUAGUAUUGUAUUUAGUUAUUUCCUCAAAAGUAUGUUUCAGAAGAAAUUUAGAGUUUUAAAAUAUCUCAAAGAAAUUUUCAGAGUAUUCUCAGCUUUUGGCACUGAGAUUUAAAAAAAUGUUGUACAUUCUUUUUACAAAGGUUGCCCUCACAUUUUUCCCCCAUUGGUUACCAAAAGGAUAUUGAGUCUCACCACUUAAAUUUCUUUAGAAUGAUCUGCCAUUAAAGUCUAUAUAUGUGAUUCAAGUCUUUAAUAGUAUCUGGUCCGUAGAAGUUAGAUUACAAGAGCUGAGUGGAAGGAUUAGAUUAAACUAGUUUCUGGUAGAUCAUGUGAGUCUUGGAACCUCCUCGUGCACACUACGAUAUAGGGAUUUGUGAAGUGUGUUUCAAUACGAUGUGACCUAGAGUACGAAGAUUUUGAUAGAAUAAAGAAUAUGGUAGUAUGGUACUAUCAAGCUCUCGUAGAACCAUUAUGUAUGAGUAAUGGUAAAGUGUAUCCCAACGAGCUUGUGUGGGGAACUAGUAUGCUCUAUGAGUAAUAGAAUAAUUGGUGGGAGUAAAGAGUAUAAAGUUGGCACCACAAACUGUUAUAAGUCAAAGGCUUAAACCCGGAAAGUUGGGUAAGUUGUACUGUGCGACUUUUGAUUGAAUAAAUCAGUAUAUAUCAGUGGAGUUAAAAUUUAGAAUAUAAAACCGAUAAGAGCGUAAUUAUUUAGAUUUUUCUUUUGAAAGAUAUCGUGUAGAUUCCUUGAUUAGUUUAUUUUUUACAAUUGAAAUCUAAAGAGCAUAAUAAAGAUGCCGUGUAAAAAAAAACAAUGGAUUCUGAGUUAGACUUUUACUGCGGAAAAUUUCAUUAUUUAGUCUAAGUUAGUCUUGGAUAUGACCCUGUACAGUUUAUUACCAGAUGACCUAUGGAAUUAUGUGUUACUUGCAGUUUGGCUUCCUUAUUUUGACAUAGUUGGAAGAUUAAAGUUAGAAGGAACAUUAUUGUGGAAUAUUAGCGAAGAAGUAACUUUCGAUAAUGAACGGCCCAAAGGAAGUUUACAAUUAAAAUAUUAUUAUUAUUAUUAUUAUUUUGUCUCGUACAGACUACAUGUUUGAACAUAACACAUUUUUUUUUAUUAGUGAAGGGAUGAAGGGUUUAAAAAAAAAUCCAUAGCAUUUUUUUUCCGAAUCAUCCUACAGCUAAUUAAGGAAGCAAAGAGAGAGAAUUAUAAAGAAAUUAUUGAAAACAAAAGAAUGUCUGUUGUCAAGUAUUUUUUUGUCAAAUUCGUUUAAAAAUAAUAAUAAUGAUAUUUUGUCAAAUAUUUUAUGUCGGACACUUAUGUGUUUGACAAUCUCAAAUUUUGUUAAACAGAAUAUUUAUGAUGUCUUGUGUUUAAGAAACAUGAAAAUUUUAAAGCUAAACAAACAGUUCCUUUUGAAUAUUGGCAGUUUAAUGUUAACCCGCAUACUGAUAUAUAGAGGGAGCCCAAGAAGAUUUUUCUUCUAGAUAUUGAGGCUAUUAGUUUCAAUUACUAAAUUAUACAGUAUAUAUGUUUUAAGAUUGGAUAAGAUAGAUGCUCACCUCAUUAAAAAUUAGAUAUAGUUGUUUGUUUCAAAACUGAAAUUCUAAGAUAAAAAUGAAAAAUUUAAUUUACAAUUUAAUUCAACUUCCUGACUACUCAGGAAUACAAAUCAGUGAAGUACAAGUUUGGGCUCCAGAGGUAUAGAAACACAAGAAAGUCUGUUUUUCUUUUUGAUGAAAAGAUAAUUGUGAGGUGUUGCGUGGUAAAAAAAGAAGAAGAAGAAGAGAGUUUAGUAGUUUAAUCUACUUUAGAAUUUACAGUGGAUUAUUAAAACAAAUGAAGAUUCCCCUUAUGCUUUAGGAAAGAUUUUCUUGUAGAGAACCACCUUGACAAUAGACAGUAGAAGUGUAACAUACCAAGAGAAUGAUUUUUCUUGAAAGUAUAAAACAUGCACUAGACUUGAGUACUUCAUCACGCCUAAAAGAAGAAGAAGUCAUAAGGAUCCAACAGUAAAUACAUAAUACUAUGUUUGUGUCAUUAAUUUUUUUUUUAAAAAAAAAAAUAGGCUUACAUAUGAGUCUCAUACGUCAUAACGCUGCUACGAUGAACAGUUUGUGAGAUAGCUAAUAAGUUGGUAUAAUACAAAAAGGGCGUGUUGCAUAAAUAAAGCAAUCUGUUGGAUAGAAUCGAUAAAUGGCGAAUGAGAAAACUCCAUCCUUACCCACACCGUCAAUAAAUUGUGAAGAGGAAACUCUUAAAGAUCACAGGGAAGAAAACAUUUUUCAGAUACUGUAAUGCUAGAAUUUCAGCAAUCAAGGAUUAAUUUUGGAAAGAGUUCUAUUCUUAUAUAUUUUUAAAAAAAAAAGUUUGGCUUAUGUAGGCAUACCAAUACCAGUGGAAGGUGAUUUUCAUUUUCAUUUUUAGUAGUAUGUGGGGUAAGUUUUUAUGACACAGUAAAAUUUGACUAUUGUUUUUCCUUUUCAUUUUAAUAAGCAAAAUAGGCAAAGUAAUUAGUAUACAUAUGCAAUCUUGUGAGAUUGUGAUCUUGUGAUGUAGUGUUAGCAGAAAAUAUUAGUGUUUAAACAAGUUUUCUUGUUGAGGUAAAUUAUCAAGAAUUUGUUGUGAUCUUGUGUAGUAGUAGUAUGUCUCCCCAAUAAUAGAAACAUGAUCUGAUUAAUAAUUGCAAGAAAUGUCAGUUUGAAAUUGAAGCAUUAAAGUCACAUGCUCCUGAAGUAAGUAACCUUGUAAAAGAUACAAAGUUAUUGUCGUUGCAUUAAAACCAUGUGAGAGGUCAGAAAAGAAAUAAUGUGAGAUGGCGUUAUCCCGCGUUGUUCUAAGUUUCGAGGACGAAACUUUUAUAAGGUGGGAGGGGUUGUAACACCCCGAGUUUAGCGAUCUAGUUACAUUAAUUUUUUAUUUUAUUUAGUUAGAUGAAUAAGUUUAUUUUAUGAAUAAUGUGAUUUAUUGUUUGAUCAUGUGUUGUUUUGGCAGUUAACGUUGACCGGUAAGCUCUAAUAAUUUCAAGUGGAGAAAUAAGUAAUGUUUUAAAGCUUAAUCAGUUUAUUUUUAAAUAGAAGAUACUUUUAAUGUCUUAGAAACAUAUUUUUAAGAGAUGAUUAGAAGCCCAAUUCAGUUAACUAAGCCCAUGUUUGAGAUUGAAAUCCCUAAGAAGUGGUCAUACGUGUUAUUAAAAACCAAGGUCUCGACAUGCGUCUCUAUCCUUCCAUCAGCAGCCGUCUCUUCUCCCCGGAAGAGUUUUCAUUACUUUCAAUUUGCGAUCAAAGUUGUACUUAGUUCUGAAUCAAAUCUAAAACCUGGUAUGUUACAAGUUUCCUUCGGUCACAUACUUUCUUUUUACAUUGCCAGAAUACUUUUGAAAGUAGGUUGUUUAUUUAGGCAGAAAAGUUUCCACCGAAAGCAAUUCUAAAUUUUUUGGUUAAACUGUUCGGUUGUAUUUUUGAGUGGAAUUGGCAUAAUUGAUUUUUUUUUUAAAUUAGUACUUGUUUAGAGAACAUGGAGGUUGGUUUAUUUUAGAAGCUGCAUAGGGCUGCUAACUCACAGAAUCAGGUCCUUAGAGCUAAUGUUAUACUUCGUAGUUCAAACUUUGUCUUAACUUUAGAUUUACUUCAAUUCAAUCGUAGACCAGUCUGAUAACUGCUGCUAUUUUUCGAUUUUAAGAUUUCUUUACAGGUUUGAAGGCAUAAUUGUCUGAAAAGUGAUUUGUUUGAAACCUAAGCUUGAGUUUUUUUUAUCUUCAGGGGGGCUAGUUUCAUUUAUUUUAAUUUUGGGGAUUUUUGAUUGACGAGUUAAUAAGUUGAUGCAUAGAGAUUUUAAAAUAGAAGAAUUCCAUUUUUUUUCAUGUAUUCAAAAUGUAUAAUCGAUUGGUGCUUAGCUAGAUUUCUUUAGUGGAUGACCUGAAUAUCAGUUUAGUUUUAGGUAAUAAUUUGUGUUUUGUUAGAAAGAACAAAAAAAAAAAACAAGACCCGGACAGUUCAUAUUUUCCUCAAACAACUAACUUGGGUAGUAGCAAAAGAUCACUAAAUUGGUCAUUUGGUCUGCACUUUUAAGCUUUGGUUAUAGUAUAAUGAGUUUUUAUUGUAAUAUUAUACUCAAUUAAAGAUUUAAGAGAAGAGCUUACCGGGGAGACGUUAUCAAGGUGCCACACUUAUCUGAGUAUUUUGAGUUCAGCUGCUAACAGGUAAGUUCACUACCACCUGUACAUGUUUGUUCAACCAAAUGAAAGAAAGAAGUCUGGUUGAUUUUUAAUAGAUAAUUUUAGACUAUUUGCUAUUAUGUGAACUAUGUGAAUUAUGUGAUGAGUUAUUUUAUUGCUAGAUUAAGUUAUGUUUAUUAUCUGGCAUAGUCAAGAUUUGUUAGUACUUUCGUUUCCAGAUUUAAUGAUGUUUAGUCAAACGUCACCAUAAAAAGAACUAAUACUUAAAGUGAAAGAUUAAGUGAUAUGUACUCGGGAAUUAGAUCCCUCAGAUUAGCAGUUUUAGUUUUAGAUAGUCCGAUAUGUUUAGUGGGUCGCUUCCCUGAGCUGUCAGAUUGGCGCCAUUGAGUACAUAUCACGGGCCCACAGUUAAAAUUAGCCACAAAGAGUUUUACAGAAAGUUUAAUGAGAUCUCUUUCAGAAAGUUUUACAGAAAGUUUAAUGAGAUCUCUUUCAGAAAGUCUUACAGAAAGUUGUUUUUGAGAUCUCCUUCAGAAAGUUUACAGAGAUGUUUUUAGAAAGAAAUUUUGAGAUCUCUCCAGCAGUUUUGAGAAAUUAUUUUAGAAAAUAUUUCCUUUUGAGAUCUCCCUCAAAAUGAAUUUGAGAAGAUAUGUGUUAUUGUGUUAGUUACUUGUUCAGUGCAUGCUUAUAGCCUAAUUUUAUCUAUUGAUAAAUUAGCAUAGACUUUUCAUAUAUUUUUGUGGAUCCAUAGUGACUUACUAAGCGUAAAGCUUAUCAGUUUUCUUUCUUCGCAUGUACAGAUACUAAGGGUAAGGCCAAGGCCUAGGAAGAUGACGAGGGAGUGGAACGCGUGCCAAGAUGAGUUAACGGGAACGACCUUGGUGGCUUCUAGCUAGAUAAUAUUUGGUUUCAGUAUUUCAGUGUUAUAAUAAAGUGACUUAUAUUACUUUAUCUUUUUUAUUUGAGGAUUUGAAGUUUUAGCAAAUUCCUGGAUCCAGGUGGUUAUCACAUGUGCUGGUGAUAACUAUAUUUUAUUGAGUUUUUAUCAAGAGUUAUACUUUAAUUAUAUUUGAGAUUUUAUCAGGGUUAUUUUCUUAAAUAGACGGCCGUUAAUUGCA
Molecule: messenger RNA, 24128 nt
Organism: Cuscuta epithymum
Lineage: Eukaryota; Viridiplantae; Streptophyta; Magnoliopsida; Solanales; Convolvulaceae
Source: the annotation of a GenBank genome assembly